Messenger RNA from Castor canadensis (American beaver), 2703 nucleotides. It is a transcript of the gene Usp26, whose product is annotated as ubiquitin specific peptidase 26. NCBI's taxonomy places the organism in Eukaryota, Metazoa, Chordata, Mammalia, Rodentia, Castoridae. The record is from RefSeq and is a predicted model, not a curated record. Gene Ontology annotation, molecular function: cysteine-type deubiquitinase activity. Gene Ontology annotation, biological process: protein deubiquitination; G1/S transition of mitotic cell cycle. Gene Ontology annotation, cellular component: nucleus; cytosol.
AUGGCUGCCAUACUGGUACAUGGUUAUGUCCAACUGUGGAAUAGGAAGAAAGGGAUGUCUAAGUCAAAGGAAGCAUUCAUUGAAACAGUGGUAGGAAAGGACAAAGUUAAACUUCUGCUGUAUUUCAACACUGGAAGUGUUAAAACUUUGCUACUCAGUGAUAUUAAAAAUGUGAUUCUUAGAUCCUAUGGAGAAAACAGAAAUGACCUGUAUUUAACUUUGCAAAAUAAUGACUUUUUGUUUAUUGAAAGAUUAGCCUUCACAGAUGCCCAGCAAUUGAAGGCAUUCCUAGAUAGUGUCUGUGAAACUAAUCUUCAACCACCCAUGAGAUCUGAUAAGGGAGAGGGUAUCUUUACCAGCACAACCACACAGAAGGAGAUCAAUAAAACUUCACUGAACAAAGAUUGUAAGAAAACAAGUAGUGGAUGCUUUGAGACAGCAGAAGAAACUAAAACGUCCUACCUUCAGAAGAUGCCUUUGUUUAUAGCAAAAUCACCAACACCUAUUAGUAAAAAGUUGUUAGAAAAGCAACAGGAAAAGAGGAAAAGAAUCCUAUUCUCUAGUUCAGACAGAAAUGAAAAUAAGACCCUCCUGAUAGAAGAUAACUCCAUAAGAAACAAGAAAUCUAAGGCAGAUUCCUUGGAGUGUAUCAGUCAUAAUUGGGAGAAACAGUUGAAGUUUAGAGAGUCAGAAGAGAAUGAGAAGUCAGCUUUUGAAUUUUCAUUCAUGGCCGACUUUACUGGAAACUCUUCCCGAGAUGAUACGCAUCCCCAAACUUUUGCUGAGAAAAUAUUCUUUCCAUUUCUGGUGGAUCCCAACUCUAUUGAGUGUGGCCUAGACUGGGAAAAUCUCGAGAUGUUCCUUGCAUUUUGUCCAGAGAAAGUAUGUCAUGGUCUUCCCAAUUUGGGAAACACCUGUUAUAUGAAUGCAGUUUUACAGUCGUUAUGUUCAAUUCCAUCAUUUAUUAAUGAUAUACUCAGUCAGAGUUUCCAAUGGUCUAGAGUUCCCCGUGAUGCUUUUAGCAUGUGCUUAGCACAGCUGCUUGUUUUGAAAGAUGUGUAUGACAUAACAAUGAAGGGGAAGGUACUUAGGAAUAUUAAAAGAGCCAUUUCAGAAAUUGCAGAAAUAUUCUCUGGUGACAUACAGAAUGAUGCUCAUGAGUUUUUAAGUUUCUGUUUAAAUCAUAUGAAGGAGACCAUACAAAAAUUAAGUGUAACUCAGGAAGAUGAUUCUGGGAAAGAAACUUCACCUCACCCAAGUUUUGUUGAUAAUGCUGCCACCAAAAGUCUGUUGUGUCCUGUCAUCACUAAUUUUGAGCUUGAGUUGCUGGGCUCUAUUUUUUGUAAAGGCUGUGGUAGAGCUGUUCUUAAGACAGAACCCAGUAAUUAUCUCUCCAUCAACCUUCCCCAAGGAAGGAAAGUAAGUCCUUUGUCUAUUCAAUCGUCUAUUGAUCUUUUCUUCAGAGCAGAAGAGAUUGAAUAUAAAUGUGAGAGGUGCAAGCACAGGCAGUCUGUUACAAUGUAUAAAUUCAGUAGGCUACCUAGGAUCCUGAUUGUUCAUCUGAAACGCUAUAGCUUUAAUGAGAUGUGGUCAUUAAGGAAGGAUGAGCAGAAAGUCAUUGUUUCUAAAUAUGUAAAGUUGUCUUCCCAUUGCAAUGGGAACACAAAACUACCUCUUCCCCUUAGUAAGAAUGCUCAUAUUAGGGAUCUUGAGUUACUGAAAAUUUUUCAAAAGAUGACGUUUGAAAUGAUUAACUCACCAACCCCUUCAGCAGAGUUGAUCUCAAAAUCCAAGGAGUCCCUGUCUCUACACUUUGAAUCAGACAAGGAAUUGGAACCACAAAAGUCCCAGAGAUUCUUUAAAAAGGCAAGCAGAGAACAGCAAAAAGACCUGGAGAAAGAUUCUAAACUGAAUAUAAUGGAAUCAGGAGAUGAGAUGCUUUUUGAAGAAGAGCUAUUCACUGACUCGAUGUAUCUGGAAGACGACUUUAUUUCUCUGAUCCACAAAGAUGGAGGCAAACCUGCUAGCAGCCCAGACAUAUGUAUCGAAGAUAAUUGUCUUCAAGAAAUACCUGAAAAUUCCAAGCUAGAUAAAUAUGAGAAUACAAAUGUAUUUAUAGAUUUUGAUAGUGUCAGUGAGCCUUUUGAAGAUUUUGAUGAAGAUCCACACCCGACAUUUCCAGAAAGUUUCCCCAGAGUGGAUCAACAGAUCCAGAGGUAUGAUGGGGGUAGAAUCCAUAAAGAAGCUCCUCCCCAUCAGGCACUUCCUCAAAGCCUUCCAGAGCUAAAUGCCCAGGGGCACACACAGAACUUCAGAAGCCCUACAAAAUUAAAUCUCCAGAAGGCUAACCUGAAUUCUGAUAAGAACCCUGGAAAUCAUAAGACAGAAUCAAAAGCCAAGGAACCAAAAGGAAAUGCUGAUAAGGGAGAUCCUCAUACCUAUCGGCUCAUUGGUGUUAUUAGCCAUCUUGGGAAUACCCCCCAUUCAGGCCACUAUAUCAGUGAUGCCUACGACUUUAAGACGCAGCAAUGGUUCACAUACAAUGAUGUACAGGUAUCAAGUAUCCCAGAGUUCGAGGUGCAGGAGUCUAGGAUUUCCACUGGGUAUAUCUUCUUUUACAUGUAUAAUGAGGCCUUUGAACAACUGUUGGCAAGGGGACAAAACUCCAGGUCUUGUAGUACCAAGGCAAAGAAGACCUCUUGA